AUGGUUGCGGCCAUCUCCGACAUGAAGGACUUCGAAACCAUGGCAGUGGCGCACUUCGACGCUUGGGUGGCUUUUGGGCUUGUCCUCGCAACUUUCCAUUGGCGGACUACCUGGGCGGAUGCCUUCUGCUUAGUUCAAGAAGGCCUGCACUACUUGCGGCCGGCGGGCUCUUCCGCCGGCGGCUCGGUCAAGCGUGUCAACGAAGCCAUGGAUCGGAUGAGAGAGGAGAGCUACGUUGUGACGGCACGGUUGGCGCAGCAUCUCAACGUGGCUUGUGUGAUUUCGGUUCCUUUGGUGUAUGACGGAGACAUCGUAAUCUUUGUGGGCAUGAUGUUUGUCAACCUCUCGCUUUACAGCAUGCAUUGGUUGCUUUCUACUGGACGACUUCAUCUCUCAUGCAGAGGUCUCCGUUGUCUCUUUGGCUUCUUCUACCUGCUUCUGCUCGCGUCCCACUGGAUUGGUCCACAGUCCUACGGUGUGGAGGCAUCCUCGCAUCUGAGAGCUUUAGAGGCCUCCCAGAUGAUCUCAAUCCUUGUGUUUGUGGACGGUGGUACCCAUGUUUGUGGUCAGCUCGUUUUGGCUCUCUCGGAGGUGUGCCGGCAUGUCCUGAACCAUGGUUGGGAGCCCAUGGCACUGGUCCUGACCAUCCAUGGACAGCUAAUCUUCUCGGGGCUACUCGUCAUUUCCGCCAUCGUGCUUGAGUUUACUCUCCGGGGUUGCGUGGCCGCACAGUUUCAACACUCUGAUGCCGAGUCUUUGGUUUCAAGCUUCCGCACACUCUUGCGUGGCAUCAGUGAUGCAGAGUUGCUGUUGGACGACAAGCUUCGGAUUGAAGCGAGCACGGGUUUGAGUCACAUUCUGCUGUCAGGGAAUGCGUGGGAGGGUAUCGCAUUUCAGCAGCUGCUUUCGCAGGACAGUGAGGAGAAGCUGCGAUUCCAAAGCUUUAUCUCAAGAGAGCGAGAGGGCGACAAGCAGACGGAGGCAACUCCGUCUUGUCUGCGCGUGUCUCUUCAGACCGCGCAGCAGCAACGUGUUGGUGUCGACCUGUUCCAUGUGCAAGUGCCGCGCUUGUAUGGCUGCACGGAUGCCUAUCAUCUGCUUGCCAUGAAGAUGGAUGCAGAUUCAAUUGUGCCGCCAGAGGCCGCGCCGGCGCAGAAUCCUCCUGUGACCUUGAGGAGUAUGAGUUCCGUCGGCCAUGCUCCUCGCUCCGCCAGCUCCCAGACACCAUCCGAAGGAUCCUUGCUGCCGAGCUUGCCACACUUGAGUGAGCUCGUGUUGGUAGUCGAUGGGCACCAGCAACAGGAAGUAGUUCAAGUGCACGUGCAAUACAUACAGCCCCAGCGACCCCGACGAGAAGAAGAAGGCAACCUGAGGAACCCAGCAGAGACCUUCCCCACCUUGCGGCAGUUCGUUCGACCCACGGAGCGGCAGUCGGUGAGCUCCCAACUUCACCAGUUUGCCACCCGGGUGAGGUCGGGAAACUUGCAUAAUGGCAGCCUGGGUAAGGUAUGGAUCAGGAUGCUCGACAACCCCAGGAAGUACAUGCAAGCGCGACACUCCUCUCUGAGCUUCCGAGACAGGGGAGCGGAAGGACAGGUAUGGGUGCAUCUGCAAGACUUCCGAAAUUCGGAAGAGCGUGGCCACCGGCCAAGUGAGCUAGGAGAGGUCAGCGAAGGUUUGGACGAAGAGCAGGCCCACCCAGGCGAGCUUCUCAACAAGCUCUCGGCGGUCCUACCGAUCGACAACCUACGCCUCCGCCUGACCACGCCCUUCGUGAGGCAGAAGCAGGCGGUCUUCGUUGCGGAGGAUUGGGGGCCCUGUGCCAGGGGCCUCGCCUGCGUUGCAACGCGCUUUCCGCUGCGCUACCGCCAGGACAAUGUCUCUAUCGCCCUGCUUCCAGAGCUUUGCUCGGGACUCAUGCCCAGGAUGGAGGAGCCGUGCCCAGUUGACCUCAUCCCACCUGAGUGUGGCUGGACCAUUGGAAGCUGGUCACCGUGCUUCUCUUUGCCACCUGCCGAGGUGACAGACAACACGACCGAGCAGUGCAAUGCUACCGGCAUGGGGAAGCAGUACCGGGGCGUAUCUUGCUUAUCCUCGGGCAGCGUGCCGGAAGCCGAUGAGUGCAAGCUGCCUCGACCCUCAAGGGAUCGGUCUUGCCGUUGCAUCUCCAGCCAGGUGUCGCAACUCUCGCUGCUCGACCAGGGCAUUGGGGACUCCAGCGUCCAGGUGGCAUCCGCAAGCAUGACGCUGGUGGGCGUACUGACGGCCUGCGUGCUUUGCACCUGCAUCUCCUUCGGCUGCUUCCUAAUGACAAGCCGGAGGUCUACGACAGUGAAGAAAGCAGAUGCCCUGGCUGAGUUCGAUAGUUACGUGCUGACGAGCAAGGAGAAGCAAUACAAGCAGCGCGUCGCACCAGCAGCACCUGCCCAGGACGACCCAGACGGCACCUUUGGCAUCCCCCUGUUCUGUUUCCUCCGUGGCUUCUCAGCCGGUGAGAGUGUCACCCCUGCCAUCGCCUUCCACUCUGUCCCGAGGUCAAUUUCCUCCAUCAGCGCUGUCCUGCAGUCGCCUGCGCAUUCCGCCGGCUAUGGCUCAGGCGCAGCAGAGUCUGGCGAAACAGUGUCCGGCCUGCACUUAGUUUGGAGCACGGUUCCCACGGUAUCCUGA
This is a messenger RNA of Symbiodinium necroappetens, 2667 nucleotides long. NCBI's taxonomy places the organism in Eukaryota, Dinophyceae, Suessiales, Symbiodiniaceae. The record is from the annotation of a GenBank genome assembly.